AUGGUGCGACAUAGUUCCGAGGCCCCCAGUACUACUCCUGGGGGACAGACCACCCUGGGCUCCUCGUUCUAUCUACCGGAGUAUAUAUGGAAUUCCCUCUCUGAUACCCAACGCGACUCAUUCAUGUCCACUGUUUUCGCUUCCCCUGUUGCGGGCGACGGGCAGCGCAAGCGCCCACGUAUAGAUCUCACCACGGAAGAGGAUGUCGACGACGGUAGGGUUCUGUCUCUUGUUUUGCCAGUCCUCCCCCGCUUCCCCGGUCUCCACCGCGCUGCUAUUAUAGCCGUUUGCGAACACACCUUCCGCCCAAAGAAGGACCUCAUAAAACUUCGCAGCCCCGAGUUCAAAGCCUUGACACUGGAUGGCGAGUCCUUCUAUUUAAAGUCCACAUCAUCUGGCCUGCAAUUUCGCAAGGUGGUUUCAAUCAAGGACUGGGGUAAUGACGUAUCCCCCUGGGCCCAUUACUUCAGCAAUUACGUCGCUAUCUGGUGUGAUUUCUUCGCUGUCAAGCACCCGUUAUGCAUCAGUGGAAUGGUCCUCUUCUACCGCCGCAUUUUUGACCUUGCCGGGGCAUAUAAAUAG
Molecule: messenger RNA, 582 nt
Organism: Penicillium cosmopolitanum
Lineage: Eukaryota; Fungi; Ascomycota; Eurotiomycetes; Eurotiales; Aspergillaceae
Exons: 1
Coding region: 1-582 (193 amino acids)
Source: RefSeq, a predicted model, not a curated record